Bombyx mori (domestic silkworm) is the source of this 4038-nucleotide messenger RNA. It is a transcript of the gene nuf, whose product is annotated as rab11 family-interacting protein 4. Gene Ontology annotation, cellular component: recycling endosome membrane; cleavage furrow; endocytic vesicle. The record is from RefSeq and is a predicted model, not a curated record. The transcript is spliced from 13 exons. The coding region runs from base 554 to 1942 and encodes 462 amino acids. Lineage: Eukaryota; Metazoa; Arthropoda; Insecta; Lepidoptera; Bombycidae. Gene Ontology annotation, biological process: regulation of cytokinesis; endocytic recycling.
AAAAAUUAGAAUAAUUUAAUUUAAGGAAAGCCGUUUAACUUUAAUAAUAACAUUAAUAUUAAUAGAUUCGUCUCCCUAUUAACUGCCUAAACAACUGCUUUAAAUAACUUUCAUGCAAAUGAUUAUCUCAAGAUAAUUUCAUGAUUAAGUUACGAUAUUAAAAUAUUUUAGUGUGAAAGUGGAGUGUUAGGCGUUGUUCGAGGUAGCGGUCGUCCCUCCACGUCACAGUGUAUCUCUCUCACACCGCAUCUCGUUGUCUCUCUCCCGCGUCGCAUUCAGUCUCCGCGGAACACUGUCCUUAAGCACAAGUGUACCGAUUCGCUGUGCCAUACUUCGUAAAUAGAACCUGUUUGGUGAAAUCUGAAACGAAAUUCAAUACAUGUUAAUAUAUUAAAAAACAAUUACAUAUGUAAUUUGUGUGCUGUGUGAUUUGUUAAGUGUUUCUUCUGUAUUGUGUGUUUGCAGUCCUUGAGUUGGAGGCUUUAUAGGUGACAGUCGUACAGUCUCUUCUUUUUCUACGAUUGUUUGUGGUCAAGAGGUCAAGGUGCCGGCGAUGAUGGCGCCCAGCGUGUUCCAGCGAACCAAAUCACCUCGGUCUUCACCGGGAAACUUGCCUAGGAAACUACAGAACGGUACCGAGCCACCGGGACAAUUGGACCCAACGGCCGACUCUAGCCCGGGAAAUUCAAUAUCAGAUGCUGAAAACUUUGAGUGCUACGGUGAAGCAGACGGAGACGUGCCUGUCACGUUAGAGAAUGGAACGAGGAGUCCUGGUAAUCCUCUUAACAGACAUUCGUGGACAAGAACCAGCCUUAGGAGAACUCCACCAAGCCACCAAGAGAAUCUUCCGCAUCGUAGAUGGGGUUCGAUGAGACACUCGGGGAAGCGACAGAUUGGUUCCAAUGUCCUAGCAAGCCAAUUGUACCGGUCGUCGUCGUUCAACUCGUCCGGCUGCGGGUCGGGCGGGGAGCCGGCCGACGACAUGUACUCAGACGUUUCGCUCGAGGAAGACGUACAAGGACUCAACUACAAGGUACAACUUCUACAGCAACAAGUGACGUCAUUAGCUGACACUCAGAGCACUGCAGACGAGCGAUACGCAAGAGCCAAAGCUGAGAACGCAGUCUUGCAAGCAAGAGUGCAUAUGUUGGACGAACAGAUAAGAGAGAUUGAAAGCCGAUGCGAAGAGAGUAUAGCAGAAGAAAAACGACGUAGCAGAGAAGCAAUAACAAGAAUUGAACGGGACAGGGAUUCACAAAUAGCUGCUCUCACCGACAGACUGACCGCCGCCGAGACCGAAGCGUCGCAUCUUAAACAAGAGGUCGGUCGUCUGCGUGGCGUGGCAGAGACGCUGCAAGCGAACGCGGAGAACUUAUCGCGAGCGCACCGCGAGGCGCAGGAGCAGGUCGGCGACCUGGCGGCCCAGCUGAGCGCAGCACGCGAGGCCGAGCGCCGGGAGCGGGAGGCAGCGGCGGCGGCGGGCGUGCUGUUGGCGGCCGCGCGGCGCGACCUGCUCGCCCUACGAGACGCGCCGCCGCCGCCGCCGGACCCGCGCCUCGACGAACUCACCAAGGAGCUCGUGCUGCUACGGACACAGAACAAAUCACUAUCAGAAGCUCAAGAGGAGCUACAAGCCCAGAUCCUGACCCGUGGAGUUGAAGAAGGCCGCAGCCUGCUGGACGGGGUGAGCGGUCCGCUGGUCGCAACCAACUCGCUGGCCCAUGAACUCUCGCAGAUGAGCGAUGACCAGCUCGAAGGUAGCCAAACACAAACCGAACACGACAUAGAGUUGGAAAAGUUGCAGAAAGCUUUAAAAGAACAACAAGACGUGAACGUACAACUGAGGAAUUACAUCGACGGUAUAUUAUUGGCGAUCGUCGAGAACUACCCACAACUGCUCGAAGUCAAGUAUCAAAAGCAACCGCCCGAAAAUCUAUCAUAGCAUCAGUACGUUGCCAUUUUACUUCCAUUCCUUUGUAUAGCGUAUUCACGUGAAAUGAAAUUAUUGUUCUGGAUGUUACAGCGAAAUUCAUUUUAUCUAAUCUAUGUAUUCGUGUAAUGGAUGUUCAAAAUUAAAUUGAUACUGUGAUAAAUGAAAAUGAAAAACGUGUGCUUUCUUCAUGUUUAACGAUUUAUCUUUUUUACAGUAAAGAUUAAAAUAAAUAUAUAUAUAGUAUGUAUAUCGACGCUUGAAAGGCAAACGUGACUAAGCGACAAUAACUGCUUUGUACAUAAAUGAUAGGCAAUAACUAUAUUCGAUGCGCAAAAAAAAAUUUUUUCUAGGUCUAUUAAAAUCAUUUCAAUCCUACAGCUACUAGCUAGAUUCUACUACAGCUAGAUUCAUUAAAAUAAAUUUUGUUUUUAGGUAAUUCAACUUGAAAUUAUUCUACUGUAAAGUUCACGCAUUGUCGCUUAGUCACGUUUGCCUUUCAAUCGUCGAUAUGUAUUUUCAAAUUUAUAGAGAACCUAGUUAUUAAUUAUAAAAAUGAUAUUUUUUUUUUCUUGUAAAUAUAGUUAGAAUGUUUAAGUCAUAAUGGAAAAAAAAUGUUAUUUUAUUUGUUCGAUAAUUAAAUAAUAAAAACUAAAAAUUUUGCUUAUAUAAAUAUAUAUUAUAUGUACAUUAAAUUUAAGAAUAAUUUAUAUAUAAAUUUAUAAUGAUCUGUGCGACUAAUAAGUUUAAUGAAAGGCCAGGCCGUCCAUAACGCUAUUAAUUCGUUACUACUUAAUACAAAUAUUAUUAAAAAGACUGGUACAUAGAUAAAAUCCGGUGCAGAAUUAUAUUUAGUUCCUGUAACGUGUCGAGUUACGAGCGUGUCGCUAUUAUACUAUGAAUCUUUCAAUGUUAUUUAUCACGAGGUUUGAGUAUAUGCAGCCAAUUAAGAAAAUUUAUGCGUUAAACUGCAAUAUAAACCUUGUUAAGCAUUGGUCAUUCUGCGUAAUUUUGAUUCCUCUGUCUAACCAUAUAUUAUUAUAUAACAAGCCGUACUCGCCCGCUUCGAUGGGCAUUUAAAAUUAACAUUAUUGUUUAUUGUCAUUAUUAUUAGGGAGUCCAACACUAAUAUAAAUAUUAGCCUAACCAUUAAGUACAUGUAUUUUCUACAUGGAUACAAAGUUUCAAGUCAAUCGGAUGCGUGGUUCAGUAUUUAUAACGGAACAUCCGUAAAAGCAACUGUAGAUUUAUAGGUAUAUUAGUAUAGAUUGUACGAACGACGCUUGAAGUUUUCAUCUAUACAUUUACCUCCAAAACGACUCCGAUAUUGGACACCAGUCGAAAAAAACUCGCACAUAUAAUUUGAUACGAUCUGGUAUCAGAACGCUAUAACAAAAUGGCCGGUCUUAUUCCACAGUUUACGCAUAAAACUGUUUUCAAAGAUUAUAAAUUGACCAGAGCGUACGAGAAACUAUUUGUUCCAUUGCGCCGUUCGCUAACUACCCGACUGAACUGUAGCGCGUAGUUAUUUUGUAUUGUACUAUUUAUAAUUAAAUCAUUUAUAUUUAGCCCUGAUAGACAAAUAAACAAAAAAAUAUUAAAAUAUGUAGAUACAAUUAAUUGUCGGGGUGCAGAAAGAAUUCGUUCCAAUCGAACCCAAAAGUACAUUCUAAUUAUAUGAAAUGUUUUUAAAUUUAUUAUUUAAAAAAAAAUGUCUAUUCUAUCUAUAAACGAAGCAUUUCAAAAAUAUUAAAAGAAGAAAAAUAAAUAUGCGCAUCAGAGACGUAAUAACGUCAACUUAAAAAUAAAUUUUAAAAUUCGCUCGUAAUUGUAUUCGAUCGGAUCGGAUUCUCUGAACAAUCCGACAAAUAAUAAUAGGCCAAAGGAAUCAAAGUUGUGCAUUCUGACUACAACUAUAAUCUAGAAUAUAAUUUAAAAAAAUCUGUACCUAUAUUUUUACGAUGAGAUAUUUAAAAAAAUCUUUAGUAGCAUGUAGUUAUAAUUAAGUUUGUGUACAUUUUGAUAACAUAUUGAAUAAAUAAUAAACAAACAAAAAAUACAUUCUGUAACAUCAGAGUGGAAUUAAAUGAAUUAACAUACACAUAAAA